Phytophthora megakarya is the source of this 1641-nucleotide messenger RNA. Lineage: Eukaryota; Oomycota; Peronosporomycetes; Peronosporales; Peronosporaceae. The record is from the annotation of a GenBank genome assembly.
AUGCGUCGUAUCGCCCAGGCCCAGGAUGAGGAGCUGAGGUGGUCGAACCUGAAAGCUAUCCUGGGAGACGAAACCACAGCGAUGACUUACAAAGAGGCUCGAGAGGCCUGGAAAUGGGCGGACAACUUUGUGCUAUCAAGUCAGAUUUUCCACGGCCUUCCUUCUGCUCACACCCGUGUAAUCCAGGACAAUGUCCUGUAUUACAAUGUCCUGUAUUACACGGGUGUGAGCAGAAGAAAGGCCGUGGAAAAUCCGCCCGAGAUGUCGUUGAGACUUGUGGUACCAACCACAAUGAUCCAAGAGGUGCUACACAACUGUCAUGACUCCAUCGAAGGAGGACACCAUGGUGUCGUCCGCUCUUACCAGAGAGUGAAACACGACUACUACUGGAUCGGUCUCUACGCAGAUGUAGAGAAACAUGUGAAAUUAUGCCUCGACUGCAGCUCACUCCAAGGCUACUCACCUGGUAAUGUGCUCGCAGAGCGACCAUUCCAGGUGGUGCCAAUGGACUUUGUGAUCCCUCUACCGAGAUCUCGUCGAGGGAACACUGCUCUGUUGUUAUGGCAGUGCUCGUUUACUGGGUUUGUGAUCGCUAAAGCGAUGUCGGACACCGAUACCCUGACUCUGGCCAAGGUGUUCGAGGAAUGUAUUUACAGACGAUUUGGUGCUCCGUCUCUUAUUCGACAUGACCGAGACCCACGCUUCAUGAGCGAUGUCUUCCAGGCCUUCGCCGAAUUAAUAAAAUCGCGGUCAAUGUCGACACUGAGCUAUCACCCACAAGCGAUUGGACAGCAAGAGCAUUCGGUCAAGACCGUGAUGCAGUCUGUCAAAGUCUACGUGGAAGACCCGUUACGGCAAGACUGGGAUGCGAUUGCCGAGCGACUAGUCUUUGCGAUCAACAACACUCAUGAUAUGACCAGGAAAAAGACACAAUUUUACUUGUUGCAAGGAUGGGAUGACCAUACGACGCUACGAGCAAUGACGACAUCUCUGAAGCGAGGUGUUGUUAAGCAGGCUGAGGCACUAGCCUGGCGACGAGAGAUUAACCACCAGCAGCAGAUUGCUCUUGAGAUGGCAAUGGAAUACCAAGCUACAGAGAAGACCCGAAACGUUAGAAUUCAUAACGAGAAGCUCAGCCGUAAAGAGCAAGCCACAAUACCAAAGAGUGCGAACUAUGACUCGUCCGACGACGACUCGGAACCGAAGUCUCUGUUUCGACCUGGAAGCCGAGUUUGGCUGCAUAUGGAGGGAAUGAAGCCAGGGCUAGUUAAAACAGUGAAGCGGGAUGGCGAAGAGUUGGCGUACGAGCUCGAGUUACCAGAUAAAAACGGGUAUCGGUUCUACCCGGUGGUGCACGUCUCUCGACUGAAGGCUGUGAACGGGCGCGAUUUAGCUCGAGAUGUUGGUGAGGAUGCGAGAUUAGACUUCGACGAAGAGCUGUUGCCGGAAGAUAGCUGGGAGCGAGAUGAAGUUGCCGGUGAAUUUGAGGUGGAAGCGAUUUUUGAUCAACAGAACGCCAAUGCCAAUCAGCACGGACAGACCCGUUGGGUUGGCUACGAGUCAACUACAUGGGAAUCGGCCCCUAACCUGUCGUGUGGAGCGCUCCUGUAUGACUACUUGCGGAACAAGAAGAGCGAGUAA